This is a messenger RNA of Pararge aegeria (speckled wood butterfly), 9323 nucleotides long. RefSeq lists its product as uncharacterized. Lineage: Eukaryota; Metazoa; Arthropoda; Insecta; Lepidoptera; Nymphalidae. The transcript is spliced from 18 exons. Gene Ontology annotation, molecular function: protein binding. Gene Ontology annotation, cellular component: cytosol. The record is from RefSeq and is a predicted model, not a curated record. Bases 251 to 6466 code for a protein of 2071 amino acids.
AUUAUUCUGUAAUUAAUAUAAACAACAAUUUACAAAAGCUACUAGAUGUUUGAAAUUCGAAUGUCAUGAACUCCGUAUCGAUUCCUUCACCGGCCGCUAGAGCGCACUCACGUCUAUGGCCCACAGUCUACUAAAUAUGGCGGUCCGAUCAAUGAAGUUGUAGUUAGUGUGUAGUGAAAUCUAGUGUAAAAAAUUGCAAUGAUUGAAGUUUGUGUUGUUUUUGUGAGUGGUACAUACGAUUAAAUGGGCCAUGGGAAAGGGCCAGGAUUUAUUGAACGCGGCGCGAGCUGGCGACAAGUGGACCGUCGAGAAAAUAAUAGGAAUCCUCACCAAAAGGAGUGGUCCAUUUACGAACUUUAGAAAAUGCGGUCUCAAUGUGCAAGAUGACAAUGGAUACACUCCGCUUCACCAUGCAUGUUUAAAUGGUCACACAGAGGUAGUCCGACUUCUCCUAUCAGCUGGCGCGUCGCCGGCUGUUCUAGACAAAACGGGAGCUUCUCCCCUCCACCUGGCGGCGUGGAAGGGUGACUCAGCCAUUGUCACCAUGUUACUAGCUCACAACCCACCUGUAAAUAUAGAUUUAGUGACAGCGGACCUUGAAACGCCAUUAAUAAUGGCAGCACAGUAUGGUUCCGUGAAAGUCGUGGCUCAACUAGUGGAUAGGGGAGCUGACGUGUCUUUGCGAAACGUUAAAGACGAAUCAGCUCUGGACCUGGCUGCGCAAUAUGGCAGGUUGCCCACCGUGAAACAUUUGCUUGCUACACAUCCAACGUUGGUGCACCAAUAUAAGUACCCUAACUGGAGGGUACACAAAUUUUAUUCCACACCUCUUCAUAGAGCCGCCAAGAAUGGACAUGUGGAGGUAGUACAAGUCCUACUCGCAGCGGGAAUAGAUCCCAACAUACGCACAAACUCUGGUACCCCCCUUCACGAAGCCGCUUGCUUUGGCAAAGCUUCAGUAGUGAGAAUACUAUUAGAAGCAGGUGCAGACCUGAACGAAGUAGAUGGUAGAGACAAGACCGUGGAAGAACUACUUGCAGAUUAUUCAGAAGAGGCGACGAGGCGAGUCAGACGUGCAAUCAGAGAAUUUAAAAGUUCUUCGAGGAAAACCUACGAAAGUGAAGAAGAACCAAGACCAUACUCAAUACAAGACAGCAGUCCCACCAGCUACCCGUAUAUGCCCGGAAUGAAAGCCCCACAGACCCAGAAAAACAAUAAAAUAAAUCAUAGCCUAUUAACACCUUCUUCAUCUUUUGUAACAAAAAAUUCAUCCCAAAGUUUCGUUAAAAAGCUUGCUUCAAAAUGCUUGGGCCUCAAAGCAAAGUUUAACUCCGCUCCUAACAUAUCUAAUCAAGGGUUAGAGUCGAAUGUCGUUGGAAUGUUAAAACCUUCAGAUAAUAAACCAAAUGCACACGCAUUGCACAUCGGAAAUAGCAAAUUUUUUAAAAUACUCUCGAAGAAGGAGGAAUCAGGCGACAUACCCUGCAAUGACGAAUUUGAUACUAUUUCAUUAGAUAGAUUAGGUACGUUGAAUAGAGAUUCGACUGUUAAUAGAAGUAAUAGAAGCUGUCCAGGAUUUAAAACGUCUUUGCCAAAUAUUUCGGAAAAUAAUGAGCUCAGUGAUGAUGCAAUUGCCGAAAGUUUAGUAAAUGAAGACUCCGAUUAUGGCAGCAGCAAGAAAAAAAUGAAACCCUUGUCAGAAGCUAUAAACUACAAUACAAAGCAUAGGAUUUUUGAACCAAGAAAAAGAGAUAAUAGGAUCUCUGUAACUUCAAACGUUUCUUUAGAUUCGGCUAAUUUAGUAAAUGAAUGCUAUGAAUCUUAUGAGUUUACUUCAGAAAAUACGCCUGAUAUUAACUGCAGAGAAAAUAAACCUGCAUUAAGCCCAAAGCCAUCGCCACGCUCUAAUUUAGCAAAUACAUUUAAUAGUGAAAAUACGAUAUAUGAAAAUAUAAAACCAGAAAAAAAUUGCAUUAGUCGUCCAACUCCUGCCGCCAGAACCUACAUUCCAACAAAAUCAGUUAUCAAAGAACCAGAGAAAAAAGUAUUGUAUGAAAAUGUAUUAAUUCAACCUGAAUUAAAAGCUCCUGAACCACCCAAAAGAAGUUUUAUGGUAAAAGCAGAAUCAAAUAAUUCAUCAACUAACAAUAGUAGGACAUCUACUAUGUCUUCAGAUUCUAUGAUUGAUGAAUCUAACCUAGAAGACAUUCUGCUCUCAGAAAAAUCUAAAUCUUUUCGCCAUGGUCAAAAACUGGUGCAUAGAAAAGAAUCUAGUAAAUCUAGUAUUUACCGAACUCAUUCUAACGCCUCCGAGUUUUCGGAUACAACGGAAGUUAGUGCCAUAGAAAAUGUUGAUUGUAGUGCUGAAAUUGAUGAAAAGUCAAUAUAUGCAUCAAUGGUAGGAACACUGCCAAACAAAAAUUCCGAUAAGGUUAAGAAAAAAGUGCUAUUUAGGCACAAAACAUUUACAAAUAUUGAAAUCGAUAGAAACUCUAUUAAAAACUUCCCAAAACGGGACGAUUCAUUUCUAAAAGAUACUUUGGCGAGCUAUCAUAUACGUGGUACCGGACACUGUAUUUACAAGGCUCCUACUGUUCAAGAAUUUAUUUAUAUUUUUAAUAGAGACACACUUUAUAGUGACGUAGCACCUUUUACUAAAGUACCCAAUAAUAUGAGAGACAGCUACUUUGAAACGGCUAUAUGCUUCUGUCGACCAAGACCUCCUAAACAUCACACUAGUGCAGAAGACUUGUUAGAUAUUCAUAGCAAGGAAGAAGUGGAAGAAAAGGUAUCGAUAGACAUGGAUACCUUUGUUAAUAAAAUAGAAUUAGUUUCUUCUUCAUUUCGUUGUUUUUGUGAUUCGGAGACAUGUUCGCUGCACGCUAGUAGACGAGAAAUUCCAACGGAACUGGUCGUAAAAUUCUCAGCCAUAAAGAAAAGUAUUUCCACGCCUGACAUAACGUUAGAGAUUUCUCCUUCUUCGACAGUACAAAAAAGUGGUUUACAAAAAAACAAAUCUGUGCCUGCAAAUUUAGAAGAACCCUAUGCAGUAGUUAAUAUAAACGAAAUUGAGAAAAGAAAUAAGGCAAAUUGUAAUACAGAUAGUAAACUGAGAGGUUUAGAUAGUCCCACAUAUUACGUUCCAAUGUCACCACAUUCGUCUCUGACAUCAACUGGGCGACCUUACUCUAUUAAAGAUAUAUCUGAAGUAAUUUCCUUAGGUUCUAAUUCAACAUCGACUGGCGCUAACACAUCCUGUGCUUCUGAUACUUCGCUAUUACACAAAUCGAACUCGGAACACUCUGGCCAUUGGUCAUUACAAUCAUGUAACUCUAACAUCACAAUGGCUUCCGAUAUAUCAUUUAAAACUUGUUUGGAAGAAUCAUCGUCAGAUGAAUCGGAUACCACAGUGCAUUCCGACGACGACAUUUCCGACGCGGAGACGGUUAAAUCUGACGUUAGCACGACCAAACGCCCGUGGAUACAAAGCAGUUCCUUUAGAUUUGCAAAUCGUUCGGGGAACGAGACUGAAGACGCUAGUGUAAUUGAAGAGGAAUAUGGUUCUACUAAAUUUGAAUCUUCAUCCUCUAAAUUCGAGAGUGGAAUAAGCGUAGAUUCGGAGAGUUCGUCGUCGGAUUGUGGUGGAGACAGCGGUGUUCCGGGAGAGGGUUGUGACGUGUCGCUUGAUGCUUCGCUUGAGCGUGGUUCGGGGGUGGUCGGGGGUGUUCGCAGCGGGUCGGGGCGGCGGCGGUGGGACGAGGCUGAAGGCACGAGUGAGGGUGACGCGCUCAGCAUCUCGAGCGCGACGUCAAGCUGUGCGCCGCUGCACUUAGCGCAUCAACAUGAAUAUAGCAAGGUUUCGCCCACCCCUCCCAAGAAGCCUCCCAGGAGAAAUCUGUCAGUGUCCCCAACCCACGUCAAUUCUCCAUCCUCCGGCUACAGUUAUGAGCUGAGAGCUCAUGCUCGGAGUCAGGAUGACCUGGACGAAAUACAGGAUUCUAAGCAUUACCUUAAACACGGCCGCUCCGUGGACCAAUACGUCGAUAGUAAACUCUCUUAUUCAGAAUACGAAGAGAAUCACAAUUCGCCCAGAGCUAUACCAGUGCCAAACCCUCGACCGAGUUUGAAGAACCGCACUCAACCCGUAGCCAUCACGGCUAUGUACGAAAAUGUCGUCAUAAAAGAACAGAAUCCUCGUAGAAAGUUGAGAAGGAACACAUUCGGUCCCCAACACGAGAAUUUCGAAGCCAGAAUGGCCGACAAGAGAGUCAGAAAGUACUCGAACCAAGAGAGGUCUUCCAUGGAAAGUUUGCUAGACGAUCAGUCGAUGAAUAGUCCAAGCGAAUGUGAGCGGUACUCUUCAGGGUCCAGGGUAGACAUUCCUUUGUCGCCAACGCACUACGAACAGCCCCCAACACCAGAUCAUCCGCCUCCUUCUGCGAAGCAAGCGGAAAACAGCAUACACGAAAGAAUCAGGCCGUUGAGUCAGGAGUACAAGCGGAGAUCCAUGGUGCGCGACAGCCAAACGGAGACUGAGGUUUGUUUGCUGCGCGCGCCGUCUGCAGUGUCUGUCGCCAGUGGCGCCACCGACCGCAGUGGCAACACUGACAACUGCGUGGAGGAGUACGUGUGCGAUGUCCCUUUUGCGGGCCUCUUCAAAGGCUCUACUACCACUCUCGACGGUAUCGGUCUCCGGCCAAUGCCAGCCGAGAGGCCGAAGACGUUACGAAAACUUAAAUCAGUUUACGACGCGUCUCCGACAGAACCGGCAAAAGUGAACAGUAGUAACAUAAGCAGCAAUGGAACGAAUACAGAAAGAACGAACGGGGUCGAAGAAGAAGUUAGGAGAAGAAGUAACACGACCAGUUCGACGCAGAGCGGGGAUAAGUCGCUGUCAAUACUUAGUCCUUUUGAUGAACAGGAGGAGUGGGCUAAAAUCUCCGAGAUAAUGGCCUCAUUCGGCAGCAAACUUGUCCGGGAAUCAGUUUUCGUCUCGGAAUUGGAGCAGGAGUUCACUUCAAGACUCGGUCUCAGCUGUUCUGAGUCCAGCCUUAAUCAUUCGGUAGCUUCAAGUUUAGGACUCUGGCUAUCAGGACUUGGAAUGCACGAUUAUGAAUCUCUCUUCGUGGAGAGCGGUUUCGAUGACAUCGAUUUUAUUAACGGUAUCUUAAACGAAGUUGAUCUACGAGAAAUGGGAAUAGAAGAAAACGAUAGACAAAAAUUAUUGGAGUCGGCGAAACAUUUACCUCUUAAAAUAGCAGAAAUAAGCAAUAACCAUAACAAUAAUAAUAUAAGUAAAAACCAAAACGAGUCAGUAGAUGAUUGGUUAAGAACAAUAAACCUAGAACAAUAUAGUGAUACGUUUAGAAGACAUUUAUAUAUAGAUAUGGAUAGAGUAAGAAGAAUAUGGGAGGUCGAGUUGACUGCAGUUUUAGAAAUUAAUAAAGCCGGGCACAGAAAGAGAAUACUUUGUUCGGUUUCCGGUGAACAGAAUGGUCCUGCGAAUAACAUUGAAGAUAUUAAUGCUGAUCUCAAUAAUCUGAAAAGCAAUAUCCAACAAUUGAAGGAAGAAAUCAAAGAAAAAUUACCACCGUCUGAAAAUCUGAAACCCGUUCCACCACCCGUCGUUCCAACGCUCGCGCCUCCUGGAGGCGAGACCCUGAAACGUAGUAAGAAAAACAGACCAGCUCCUCAGCCACCUAGACCCUCAGAUCUGGAGAUCAGGGCGCCGUCGGAGCUACUUGUAGGAGUACCUGGGGCUCUGAAGACGCAGUGGAAGCAUCAGCCUUUCGUACUGGUUACCGGUGCUGUAACUUAUGUUGCUAACUAUCUAGGAUCAACGGUUGUGAAAGAACUUCGAGGGACAGAAUCUACGAAGAAAUCGAUUCAGAAGUUGAAGAAAUCUGCCAAAGAACCACGAGACUCUCCUGAUAUAAUCCUUUCUAUAAGCUACCGAGGCGUCAAGUUCCUAAAUACUAUCACUAGGGAGUUAGUCUGCGAGCAUGAAAUUCGAAACAUCCACUGCGCGUGCCAAGAUGCAGAUGACCUCACACACUUUGCGUACAUCACGAAGGACCAUACAACCAAAAGCCAUUAUUGUCAUGUCUUCAGGGUUGCUACUAUGGAUCAAGCGACAGAAGUUAUUCUCACACUGGGAGAAGCCUUCGAAGUUGCUUAUCAAAUGGCGUUACGAGAACAAGCGAACAGAGUCCGCGUCCCUCUAACCGUAGCUAAGACACCCACACACGAACCCAUAACCGCAAGCAAUAAAGAGAAACCUAAUGUCAACCAUGGCAGAUCACAUUCCAUAACAGAGAUCAAAUUAAAUGGUCACCAGUUGAAAAUCGCCCCUAUUCCAGCCUCGUUAUCUAAUGAAGAUUUCCAGUCUUCCAAGAACUCUGACGGUUCUAAAAGCCCCAGGACACCGCUCCUCAAAGCUCCGAUAGCUUCUACUGAAGAAUUGUGAAAGCAAAGGUAACGUUCACUGAAUUUUGUUGGACUGCUAUUGAAAAAUAUUUAAAAUAAAACAGAAACAAAAGUUUCGUUUGCGCAUUUAUUUUCUAAUGCUGGUCUUAUCAACUGAUAUAUCGACAUAAAUAGGAUUAGAAUGUUUCAAUGUGUUGGUGAAAUAAUACGCGUAUUUCUACUUUGUAGGAAAAUGUUUAUGAUAUAACAAUAAGUUAUUAGAUGUUAUAGCAAAAAUACUUCUAAAAAUUCGUGCUUUGUUGUAACUAAAUAUUUCAAAUAACUAUUGGUGAAUCUUUUUAUAUAGUGUGUAAUAAAAUGGAUAAGCAUAAAAUUGAUUGCAUAAUAAUAGUUAAAUAUUUAGCUGGUGUAUCUUGUGAAAUUAAAGCUUUCAUUUUCGAAAUACAAAAUGAAAAAUCAGUUAAAUAUUCAUUAGUUAUUAUUUUUUCUCAAAAAUGUUAAAUAUUUGAUAUAAACUAAUACAGUAAAAAGAUACAAUUAUCAAUAUCUUAAAUAAUGACAAUGCAAUAAUAUGUUAUUCAGAGCAUUAUUGAACAGUGAUCUGUUGAUAGUAAAAACUAAAGAGUGGCAUAAUUCCAUAAAAAUAUAUUAUUAUUUAAACAAGGAAUAUUUAAAGAUUUUCGUCGUCUUGCUUUUAAUUGUUUAGCUAUCAAUGUGUAAUUAAAAUUAAUAUGAUAAAUAUCUCAGGCCUAAAAAAAUGACUAAAGAAGAUUACUUGUCUUCCGAAACUAAAUCACUGUGAAUUUAGGUGUUGAACUAAGUUUUAAAUUAAGAACGUGUUGCUGAGAUACUGUGAUUAUUGAAAAAAUCACUUAUACUACCAAUAAUAGUGAGCCAAUAAAUGUUUAAAAAAUAAGAAAAUUUUAGUGUUUCGGUGUUGUAAUUCUUGUAGAAAAAAGUGAAAUAAUAUGAUAGUGACACAUUGUUUAAACUGUUAUAAUUUGAUAGGUCUAAAAGAGUCAUCUUUUUCUGAUACGAAAUAGUGAGGGGAAAAAUUUAAGUUUCAAUAAGUAAGGGAUAAUAUGUUCUAUGUUUAAAGAUGUACAUUUUUAGCUUCGUCAAUUCAGUGAGUGUUGCGUCUGAUGUAUUUAUACGAAAAACGUUACAAAUAAUGAAAUUUUGACACUGCUUUUAAGAACCGUAACCUUGUUUACAUUUUUUAAAUUUUUUACUAUAGUUAGGUAAAUGGGGACUUUACUAUGGAAUAGUAAAAUUCUAGCGGCUGUUAUAUUUAUAGUAGUUUUAUUGUAUAUUUUUGUUUUAAAAGAAGGUACGCUUCGAUAUAUUUCUAGACAAGGAAUUGGUUCAUUUAUUGCAGUUAUUUUGAUGUAUUUUUUUUAUUAAAAGUACCUAAAUAUUGUAAUUAUUAUGUUAUAGGUAAAUGUACACUGAAGAUUCGUGUCGAAUAUGUAACUGCUAGUUCAAGCCAAAAACCUCUGAAUAGCAAGUAUAGUGUAGAGACAUAUUCAAUCACUAUGACAUUUAUAACAUUUCACUGACAAAAUCACGGGCAUACACUAGUAUUUUAAUAAUGGUAUUAUUAGGAAAUAUUUAAAUUAAGGCGUUCUAUAAAAUAAACCCAGUUACUUUUGGCUUUGUUGUAAAAUUAUUGGUUAACAAUAUUGGCCGAAUAUUAGAAUAUUAUAGUCAUAAUAUAAUAUUGGCCUAAUAUUAUAGUCUGUAUAAAAUAUCGUAUUAUACGUUACCAUUAUAUCAAUGUCGUAUUGUUGUAUGUAGGUUUAUUAAAGAAUGCCUAGAGCGUAAAUACAAUGAGUUGUUAAUAUGACCACAUCUUAUGACCAUGAAUUGUUCGUUUAACGUAUAGUACAUAAAACAUAUCAUACCAUUGUUAUAUUAAUAUUCAAUAAUAAUAACGACCAUAUUAAAAAAAAAAACUCCGUUUUAUCUGGAGAUUCUAUAUAAUACCUAUAAAUAUUUUAAUAGGAGUACCACGAAUAAUAUUUGCUAGUAUGUUAUUCCUUUAAUUCCUAAAAUCAAUCUUUGUACGGAUAUCGGAUAGUAAUUUUUAACACAAUAACUCGUACAGCAAAUUGUUAAAAUCGUUUAGCUAUUUCAUUAGGUACUAUCCGUGCUUUUCGUUAUUGCAGUAAUAGGCGCUUCUCAUGUGAUGAUUUUUUUGUUGUUUGUACUUCUUUAAGACGUACUCAUGUUAUUUUACUCAUUAAAAUAAUAAUACUGAAAGCUGAUGUUCGUUGCGUACAUUGUCUUAAUGACAAAAACAACGUUUUGCACACACGUAUAAUUAUUGUUUGUAUGAGUUAUAUUGAAGCACUAGUGAUGUUUUUAUUAUAAAUAUCAAUGAGUCUAGAUUGAAAAAAAAUGCAGAUUAAGUAAGUAUAUCAAGGCUUAGUUGGACGGUUCAUUUAAAGUAUAAUUUUUUUAAUGUCAGAUGCUGAAUGAUUAUAAGAUGAAUUUAAAUAGACAUUUAAUUUACAGUUUUCAUAUCAGUAUCAUCAAACGGUCAUUAGAAAUGAGACUAAUUAUUAUGAAUCGCCGAAUUGAGCACGUUAUGCUUUUUAAAUUGUACACACGCGCCAAAAUUGCUCUCAUCCGUUUAAAAUUUGCUCAAAAAAUAAAAAUGUUUUCAAAAUUGUAAUUCUGUUAAUUAAAUUGUUAUCUAGGAGUAUAUUUUUGCUUUUUAUAUUUUUAAUUCUGUGAAUAAAGUCUGAAUUUAGUUGGAAUUUUUGUAAUCCAUGUGAUAAGAGUAAAACAAUAUUCGAAUGACUUUGUUCUUUUAUUAAAGUUCUUUGUCCUUCUGCUUAUAUUAUAUUUAAAUUAUAUGUAGCACAGCUUUUAUAUGUAAUAAUAAUGUUGAA